GCAGAGAGCUGUGAAUCCCUGAGUGAGGGGAGAGGCACCAUGGCCACAUUCCUCCCUCCUCCUCCACCCUCUCUCCUCCCCCCUUCUCCCCAGCUAUUCACCAUUUUACACUCCUCUUUUCCCAGCCUGGAACAUCGUUGUCGGAUCUGGGGGUAACCCGGAAAAUAAAGAGAGAGUGGGAGAGAAAAAGAGGGGCGAUCCCCCUCCUGGAGAGCAAUCCGCUGCGUUAUCGCAGCGCUGCCCGGGCGAUUAUUCUGUCGGAGGCGCCUGCACCCUGCGCGUUCUCUCCGGGGCUCGGGGAAGGAGAAGCCGCUUCCAGACGCUCCAGACUCGCGGAGGACGCGCAAGAGGAGCGACUCGCACGCAGCAGCCCAGCGACUCGCACGCAGCAGGAGGAGGCAGCGACUUCAGGAACAAGGACAGGGGGGCAGUAGGAGUUGUGUGAAGGACAAGAGUGACUCGAUUCGGGGGAGAUAGUGCCACGACCGACAGGAAGAGGACGAUUUGUAUCCCGACAUAAAGACAGGGGACAUCUGCCCAGAUGGAUGAGCAAGGGAGGCUUCUUCAGGCCAGGGGGGUGGGAAUUCCAGGGCACCCUCACCAUGGGGUACCCCAAACCCUGACCCCCCACCCUAUGCAUGACACCCCAGCAGACAAUGGGGAGCCCAGGAAGCAGGAUAUCGGCGACAUAUUGCAGCAGAUCAUGACUAUCACUGACCAGAGCCUGGAUGAAGCCCAAGCAAAGAAACACGCCUUGAACUGCCACAGGAUGAAACCAGCUCUCUUCAGUGUCCUGUGCGAAAUCAAAGAGAAGACAGGUCUGAGUAUCCGGAACAAUCAGGAAGAGGAGCCCGUUGAUCCGCAGUUGAUGCGUUUGGACAAUAUGCUUCUUGCGGAGGGAGUAGCAGGCCCAGAGAAAGGAGGGGGUUCCGCAGCAGCCGCCGCAGCAGCGGCAGCCUCCGGUGGGGUCUCUCCUGAUAACUCUAUAGAGCACUCGGAUUACAGGAACAAACUGUCCCAGAUCAGGCAGAUUUACCAUGCGGAGCUGGAGAAGUAUGAGCAGGUGAGGGGGAAGAAGAGUGAGGCGUGUAACGAAUUCACAACACACGUCAUGAAUCUGUUGAGGGAACAGAGCCGGACCCGACCCAUCUCCCCCAAAGAGAUUGAGAGGAUGGUGGGGAUCAUCCACCGAAAAUUCAGUUCAAUCCAAAUGCAGCUGAAGCAAAGCACGUGUGAAGCCGUCAUGAUCCUUCGCUCUCGGUUCUUAGAUGCGCGGCGGAAGAGGAGGAACUUCAGCAAGCAGGCCACAGAAGUCCUGAAUGAGUACUUCUACUCGCACCUAAGUAACCCUUACCCUAGCGAAGAAGCAAAAGAGGAGUUGGCAAAGAAAUGUGGGAUAACCGUAUCACAGGUGUCAAACUGGUUUGGGAAUAAAAGAAUUAGGUACAAGAAAAACAUUGGAAAAUUCCAAGAGGAAGCCAAUAUCUAUGCGGUGAAGACAGCCGUUACUGUGACGCAGGGAGGACAUAGUGGAGCCAAUUCUCCAACAACCCCAACUUCUGCAGGUUCUGGUGGCUCAUUCAACUUGUCUGGAUCUAAUGACAUGUUCAUGGCGAUGCAGGGCUUAAACGGGGAUUCUUAUCCCCCCUCACAGGUGGAGUCCUUACGUCACACAAUGGGUCCUGGUUACAGUGACACAUUAGGAGCAAAUCAGAUGUACAGCCCUCGGGAGAUCCGGAACAAUCAGAAAACAGGUCAGAUGGGGAAGGGAGUAGGGAACAAAGAAGAGGGAAAAACAUGGGAAACAAAGGCCAAUGGAGGGUGGCAAGAAGCCGUUACCCCCUCGUCUGUCACUUCUCCAACAGAAGGACCAGGCAGUGUACACUCAGACACGUCUAACUGAGCACUCUCCUCCUCUCUGAGCUUCUCCCCAAACACCCCUCCAGCAAACAACAGUCUCUUCGUGAACUGAACUCCGUAACCUGGUUCUAGAUGGGAGAGAGUGUGAGAGCUCUCUCUACUCUUACCCCUGCCUCUCCUUACCACUCUGUCCAACAUGGCCCUCACUUCCACAAUUCUUCCAUAAAAAGGUUUAUGAAAACCAAGUGAGGUUAUAAGCCUCUUAAAUGGAGUGCUGACACUGGAAAUAUAACCUAGCUGGUUAAAACCCCAUUGUCUUGGCACAGAAACCCAAAGAAUAACAACUACUCAUCCCAUCCACCCUUCCAACGGAACCCACGUCAGUGUGGAACACUUAAAAUGGUUAUGCGGAAAGUAGAUCACUUCCUGGAUCUGAAAGGAAUGAGACCUUUGACUAUUAUUCUGCUUACUUUCCAGACUGUUCCGGUGGAGCUUAAUGAAUGUAUUAAAUCCGCAAUCAUAUCUUUUAUGGGCUGUAAAAAAAAUUUGUAAUAAAAUGUAUGAGAAAGGGGGGAGAGGGGUGGAUCCAGCCCAGGAAGUGGGGGAGUUGCCGCUAGAAAUGGAAGACAAGAGUGUAUUAAAGAGGCAAAGAGACGGUUACAUAAGGCAGCAAACCUAAGAGACUAAAAGGAUUACCUUGAACUCGGGGGAAGUUAAAGGGGUGCGGAGAAGCAAAAUGAGGAGGAGCGAAACGGAUACAGGAAUAAAAAAAUAAAAACAAGAACACAAAAGAGCUACAAGGGGGAGAUAAACAAAGUAAAUAAGACUUUAAAUCUCCUCACUCCUUCCCUCCAGAGUCUACCCAGAAUCCUUUGAGGCUCAGCCAAUCAAAGAACAGCAUUAUUACCUCAUAGCGGCUCACAUAACCAAUAGAGAAGACUUUUUUUCUUUUUCUUUUCUGAGUUUUCUUUUUGUUCACGUGUUCGCAAGUUUGACUACCUCCGAAGGGAAAAAAAAAUAAAAUUAUAUAUAUAUA
This is a messenger RNA of Pseudophryne corroboree (corroboree frog), 2896 nucleotides long. It is a transcript of the gene PBX2, whose product is annotated as PBX homeobox 2. Gene Ontology annotation, biological process: embryonic organ development; brain development; animal organ morphogenesis. Gene Ontology annotation, molecular function: DNA-binding transcription factor activity, RNA polymerase II-specific; RNA polymerase II cis-regulatory region sequence-specific DNA binding. NCBI's taxonomy places the organism in Eukaryota, Metazoa, Chordata, Amphibia, Anura, Myobatrachidae. The transcript is spliced from 10 exons. Gene Ontology annotation, cellular component: nucleus. The record is from RefSeq and is a predicted model, not a curated record. Bases 542 to 1903 code for a protein of 453 amino acids.